AUGGCAAGUUCAGCCUCAAGAGAGAGGCCGUUUACAAGAGAUUGCGAGAUUGGGCAAAAUGGAAAAUGUGGGGUUGUAGAUAAGGCGAUGAAAGUGUUUGAUUUUAUGCCUGAGAAGAACUUGGUUUCGUGGAAUUCGAUGAUUUGUGCACUUUCUGUAAAUGGGUUUUCUAGAGAGAGCCUUGAUUUGUUGAUGGACAUGUUAGAAGAUGAAGGAUUGUUGCCUGAUGUAGUGACGGUGGUGACUAUAUUACCUGUUUGUGCAGGAGAAGCAGAAGUUGAUACAGGAAUGGGGAUUCACGGGUUUGCUGUGAAACUAGGUCUGAGCGAAGAGGUGAAAAAUGCUUUGGUAGAUAUGUAUUCAAAAUGUGGGUACUUGAACGAAGCUCACAUGAAAUAUGUCACAGAGGCAUUUAAUCUUCUGCAGGAAAUGCAGAACCAAGGAGAGGAAAUGAAAGCUGACGAGGUCACCAUUUUGAAUGUUUUGCCAGCUUGCCUGGACAAGUUGAAAUUGGGGAGCUUGAAAGAACUUCAUAGUUAUUCAUCUAGACAUUGUUUUCUAUAUGAAGAAUCGUCCAAUGCCUUUAUUUUAUUUUAA
Molecule: messenger RNA, 597 nt
Organism: Dovyalis caffra
Lineage: Eukaryota; Viridiplantae; Streptophyta; Magnoliopsida; Malpighiales; Salicaceae
Source: the annotation of a GenBank genome assembly